Pectinophora gossypiella (pink bollworm) is the source of this 3041-nucleotide messenger RNA. RefSeq names its product COP9 signalosome complex subunit 2 (gene alien). Gene Ontology annotation, biological process: protein deneddylation. Gene Ontology annotation, molecular function: protein binding. Bases 112 to 1452 code for a protein of 446 amino acids. The record is from RefSeq and is a predicted model, not a curated record. The transcript has 8 exons. Gene Ontology annotation, cellular component: COP9 signalosome. Lineage: Eukaryota; Metazoa; Arthropoda; Insecta; Lepidoptera; Gelechiidae.
GUACUGAACGAAACUGUCAACUUCAAGUCGUGUUAUCAAAAUAUUUUCUAAUUCGUUUCAUUUUCGUGGUUUUCAUUGAAUUGAUUAGUGUUAAUAUAGUAAAAUUAGCUAAUGAAAAUGUCUGAUAACGAUGAUGAUUAUAUGUGCGAAGAGGAAGAGGAUUACGGCUUGGAAUACUCGGAGGACAGCAACUCAGAACCUGAUGUGGACUUAGAGAAUCAGUACUACAACAGCAAGGCUCUCAAGGAGGAUGAGCCGAAGGCUGCACUCCUUAGCUUCCAGAAAGUUCUGGAGCUCGAAGGGGGAGAGAAGGGAGAAUGGGGUUUUAAAGCUCUCAAGCAAAUGAUCAAAAUUAAUUUUAAGUUGGGUAAUUUUACAGAGAUGAUGGCACGAUACAAACAGCUACUGACAUAUAUUAAGAGUGCAGUCACCAGGAACCACUCGGAGAAGUCCAUCAAUUCCAUCCUAGACUACAUCUCCACUUCUAGAAAUAUGGAGCUGCUCCAAGACUUCUACGAGACCACGUUGGAGGCGCUCAAAGACGCCAAGAACGACCGGCUCUGGUUCAAGACGAACACCAAGCUCGGCAAGCUGUACUACGACCGCGGGGACUUCAACAAGCUCGCGAAGAUAUUGAAACAGCUGCACCAGAGUUGCCAGACGGACGAAGGCGAGGACGACCUCAAGAAAGGCACGCAGCUCCUCGAGAUAUACGCCCUGGAGAUCCAGAUGUACACGGCUCAGAAGAACAACAAGAAACUGAAGGCUUUAUACGAACAGUCGCUUCACAUCAAGUCUGCUAUACCGCAUCCUCUCAUCAUGGGCGUCAUUAGAGAGUGCGGCGGCAAGAUGCACUUGCGCGAGGGCGAGUUCGAGAAGGCUCACACGGACUUCUUCGAGGCGUUCAAGAACUAUGACGAGUCUGGCAGCCCGCGGCGCACCACCUGCCUCAAGUACCUCGUGCUCGCUAACAUGCUAAUGAAAUCCGGCAUCAACCCGUUCGACUCUCAAGAAGCGAAGCCGUACAAAAACGACCCAGAAAUCCUCGCGAUGACCAACCUAGUAUCCGCUUACCAGAACAACGAUAUUAACGACUUCGAAUCCAUACUCAAACACAAUAGGAACAACAUUAUGGACGAUCCGUUCAUCAGGGAACACAUUGAGGAUCUCCUCAGGAACAUAAGGACUCAGGUGCUGAUCAAGUUGAUCGGACCAUACACCAGGAUCCAUAUUCCGUUCAUAUCAAAAGAGCUCAACAUUGAUGAGAAGGAAGUGGAGAAUCUCUUGGUUACUUGUAUUUUGGAUAACACGAUCAGCGGGCGCAUCGACCAGGUGAACUCAGUGCUGGAGCUGCAGUCGGGCGCCCGCGGCGCGGCGCGCUACGCGGCGCUGGACAAGUGGACGGCGCAGCUGGCCGGCCUGCACCUCGCGCUCGCCAACAAGAUGGCCUAGACCGCGCCGUCUCUGCCGCCCGUGCCCGCCCACCACGUGGGGUAGCGGCCUAGGGGCUCACCUACACCACUGCUCAUUUAAUACUAGACGUAACGAAAGAUCUCACUUCACAGAAUGAGGGUAGUUCAAAUCGACAUUGAAAUAGUACCCUUUCCCUCGCUAGAUGGCGCUGAUAUUAAGUAUUAUGUAAAAAAUUGGGCAAUUUAUACUACAGAAGUCAUGAAAUAAUUAUAUUAAAUGGUUGCGUAACCAAGAGCUGUAAAACACAUAAAAAACAUGAAAAAUCUCACUCUGCAGGAUGAGGGUAGUUCAAACAUAUAUAAUUAAAAAAUAGUAUUAUUUGUACUACGUCUCUCGCUAGAUGGCGCGGAUGUGUCAAGUAGGCGUGUAAAAAUAUUGGCUUGACUGUUUGCCCAUACUUUUCAUACAUUAUUCCAUUAUCUGGCCAUGUUAAAAGACGAGAUAUUAUAAAGAUAGUUGAAAUGAACGUUGUCAUUUUUACAUAAUACCAUAUUACAUAACGCCAUCUUUUUACAUUAUAGUUUUAAAAUGUCUUUGAAAACUUCUUCAUUACUGAUUAUCGAAUACCUUUUCUCUAUCGGAAACAGUGAUGUGCUGUUCCCGGGAAUGUUCCCACAAAAAGUAAAAAGGCGCAGAAAGAGCUUUGUUACCUAACCUUUAGGCAAAUAAGACCGGAGUACAAGAAAGAACAAUUUGAAUAAGAAAAGCAGCCACUGUCUUUCAUAAGAGUUAUUAUAACGGGAACAUUCCUACUUUGGGAAAAUUCCCGGGAACGACACGUUACUAAUCGGGAAAAGGAUUUGGCGACUCUAGUCGUUUCCAGUGUUGCUAUUGCUACCAUCUUAAAAAGCGCCCUCUAACUUCUACCCUAUUUGGCGAUGUACAAAACUCGGUGGUAUAUACCUUGCGGUGUAGCUAUUACGUACCGUGGUGAUCCUGACCUUCCCAAAUAUGGCCAUGACUUGCUAUAAAAUCGUUACAUAAGUUAGACACCUACGCGUGAACGGAUUGGACAGAAAUUAUACUACAUUUAGGCGUAAACGCUCGCCUACGUUUUUGUAAAUUAGAAAGGUAUCAAGCCACGAACGGUCACGAGCAUUAAUAUGAUACACUUUGGUACCAUGUCACAUUAACUUUUUUGACAAAUUGAACUGUAAGUCUCACUAAAUGUCAAAUAUGUUAGUGCGACAGAGUCCUAAAAUGGUUACAAUAUAUUUCUUUGGCUGAACAAGUAACGAGUACGUACUUUAGAACUAUGUCACAUUCAUAAAUUUGGCGAAUUGAAUCAAUUCUUACUAAAUGUCAAAUUACGUCAAUGCGAUAGGGUUCUACGGUUGAUACUAGUGUUCAGGACCGUACGAAUAUGUUAUAAGAUUACUUUUUCAAUGAAGAAUCGCUGAUACUAGACUAGAAUAUAAUCUCUGCCUAACUAAGUCUUGGUCCAUAUUUUUCAAGGUUAAGAAGAAAUACACGUAUAUUUUAUAGACAGAACAUGAAUUGUGAAUAGACCUUUUUUAAUUCCUUUUUCCAGUGCAAUUUGUUACUGAAUACACACUUCAUGUAACAUA